Messenger RNA from Hippocampus zosterae (dwarf seahorse), 6836 nucleotides. Its product is annotated as KIAA1549-like b. The transcript is spliced from 22 exons. NCBI's taxonomy places the organism in Eukaryota, Metazoa, Chordata, Actinopteri, Syngnathiformes, Syngnathidae. The record is from RefSeq and is a predicted model, not a curated record. The coding region runs from base 267 to 4337 and encodes 1356 amino acids.
ACCUUUUGGCAGUGUGUGCGCGCGCCCUGCACCACACGCCGAUGGUGAUGAUGAUGAUGAUGAUGGGUGGACCGAGCGGAGGUGGACCGGUAGGGCUCAUUUCCUCAUCUGGCUUCACCGCAGCGUCAGGAACCCCGUAGCCCUUGCACCCUGCACCCCCCUCCUUCCUCCCUGCAACCCUGGCCGCAAGACCGGAUCACAAGCCCGCAGAAGCCUGAUCCAAUGUAUUAUUUACGCGCCAAACUUCAGCAACUCAUCCACCGGAUAUGGCUGCCGGUCUGAGGAAGCGUGCGCCGGGGGCAGCCUGGGCAGCAGAUCCAGCACCGGCGAGGGAUGCCGGAGGAGGAGGAGGAGGAGGAGGAGGAGGAGAUGAGGGGAGGCGUGCAAGAAGAAGGAGCUGGUGGAGGAGCGGAGCGGUGGGAAUGCCUGCAAAGUAUGCGCUGUCGGCUGGGAUGUUUUUUGUCCUGCUCCGGUGUUCUUUGGCCGCAGAGGAAAAGAACACCUAUGAUGGUUCUGGCUCCUCGUCUUUACCGAGCGACCCCGCAGUCCCAGCUCCUCCUGCUCAUCCUUCAGCUGACCAGCGGGUGCCUUUUGCGGCCCCCCACUCAGAGGCUGGCUCAGAAUCUGAGGGGCAAGGCCUAUCAGGCCUACCAGCCUUUUCAUCUGUCUUAUCUCUCAUGGCGGAAACUGUCAAACACCCAGAGAGCCUUGGUCAUAGUCGAACUUCCCCGACACUCUCCACUGAUAGCAAAAUCACUCGAUGGCCUUCACACAGUUCCAGCCGAGACUCAGAGACGCCGUCUUCAUCGUCCCCAGGAAGUUCAUUGGCGGAGAAGGACAAGUUAACAUCGAGAGUGUCUGCGCCCGCUGCUCCCAAAGAGGACGGACUAUCCCCCUCUAAAUCCACCAGAAUGACUCCUCCUGGGCUCACUGAGAGGACAUCUCAGGUAUCACCUCUGACCGCUCAACAGGACACCACAACAGCCUCUGUGAAGCUCAGCACCACAAACGUGGCUGCUAGCACCACGACAAGAAUGCCCCAGACUUCUACGCCUUCGCAACGAGUCACCACCACACAGUCCAUCCCCACAACCUCGGUGCUGCCUGUGACCGUCUCCUGGAAAACAACCACUUUCGCAACCAUCAGGACUCCAUCGACCAGGAGACUAUUCAACCCGCCCAUUCUGAGGACGAACCCUCCAAGAGGAGGCACUACUGUCUUUGUCUCCCCUUUUACCACCACCACCAAAGCUCCACCUCAGCAGUGUAAUAUCACUGAAAGAAUGUGGGUGAGAACAGUUGUGUCCAUCUAUGUGAGGAGGAACAGGCUGGAUAGCAUUCAGAGGCAGAAUUUGCGUCGAGGACUCAGUCAAGGCCUCCAGAAAGCUCUGAAUGAUAGCUCAGCCCAAGCGCAGGUGGAGACUGUAUUUGGUUCACCCAACAUGACGGUGGCUUAUCACGUGACUGGAAAAGACAUGGUUUACGUCCCCUCCAUGGUGCUUUCGGGCUUGGAUGCAUAUGGCCGAGAUAAGCUGAUUGCAGACCUGCGACAGUACCUCCCCAUGGUUACAGCUCUCCCCAUUCCUGUUGCAAUGUGGAGAACCAGCCCGGCACCAGGCUUCCAACUGAAAACAGUUCUGCAGUUUGUGGGAGCUGUCGAUGAUCCACGCUCCUGUCAGUUUUCUCAAAUGAUGGAGGAGAGGCUGAGGAAGGUUUUCUCUGAAGCACAAUCCAAAGUGCUCGGUGUCAACAACAAACUGUCUGUACAGAUGUUGAGUGUCUCCCAGGCUACGGGCUCUUCUGCUGUAUCAUUGGUUUACAGUGUGAAAAAUGGGACUGUCUUUCUUAAUGGCACCGCCGCUUCAAACCUUCUUGGUCAGCUGUCCUCUGAGCUGGUGGGCUAUUUCCUCUUCUACCCACCGCUUAUCGUCGCUGAACCACUGGAGUAUCACAACCUGAACACCUCUAUUGCCACCAGGGACUUUUGGGUUAUCACAGUAAUCCAGGAUGUUGAUAACGCCAGCCUGGCCGAACUGUACCAAAGCUUUGCCAGUCUGAUGGAACAACGGCUUGCCGAGUUGUUUGUGUUGGCAGGCCAGCAGGGCACUCGCUUCAAACGAGCCACUGCUGUCGGCAGUUACACUGUCCAGAUGGUGAGUCUCAGAAGAGUGCCGGGAAUAAAGAAUCCAGCAGAGAUGACCUACUACGUGCAGAACAAUGGCAUUCCUCUAGCAGGAGUGUCAGCUGCCAAGGUGCUCAACACGGUGGAUUCUCAGACCAUGGCGCUCACCCUGGGCUACUUUGUUCAACUGCAAGCAGAACCCGUGGUCAAGAACCCUCCAAAUAACCUUUGGAUCAUCGCUGCAGUGUUGGCUCCCAUCGCUGUUGUGACACUCAUCAUUCUCAUAACUACAGCUGUGCUAUGCAGAAGAAACAAAAAGGACUACAAAGCGGAUGCAAUUGGAAACCUGAAUCCACGAGCUAAGAUGGCAUACCGGAGGGACGUCAACUACUAUCAUCAGCCAGUUCAAGGUUUUGACUAUGCGAAGCAGCAUUUGGGGCAACAGGGAGGAGACGAGGAGACCCUACCUGCUGGUCAAGAUACUUUGAUGUUGUCCUUGAAAAUUCGCGAUGCACCACUUUCGCUGGAGAAGACCUUGAAACCCGAGGGCACAGUCAACAAGGCGAACCUCGCCAGUGACAAAUACAAAAGCAAGUUGUUGAGUGAGGACGGUUCCGUCAUCAACAGCGAAUCAGAGCUGCGGAAUUCCAUCCGGGGCUUGGCGGCGCCGAAAAUCACAGCGCAGCAGAAACCGAUAAAGGAGGAGACGCGCAAGAGAGACGAUCCAUACGAUACAUCCUCUGGCUCCCUGCAGCUCAUUUCAAUAAAGCCCAUGACAGCUCAGCUCAACUACUCGCAACAUGUUUCUUCUGACCGUGACUCAGCCAUGCUCAACGGAGAGGUGAACGUAGCCCUCAAGCAGGGGUCGGACAUCGAACAAUACAGAAACAAGCUGAGACUCAAGGCCAAGAAGAGAUAUUAUGACAUUCCUCCAAUGGAUGGUAGCAGCUACAGCAGCCAUGCCCUCUCGCAAAAACAGCAGCAUGGCCACGAGAGGGCAGAUCUUGAGGAAGAGCGAAAUUCCACCUACGUCAAGUCUCACGUGAGGAAAAAUCAGAUGGGGCAGAUGUCGUAUCGCAGCAGGCAGAGCCUCAAUAGUCCAAGUCCUGGAGGAACAGAGAUGGAUUUGCUUGUGAUGAGGGAGAGACCCAGGAAAGGCAUCCGAAACAGCGGCUAUGAUACUGAGCCUGAGUUGAUAGAAGAGACGAAUGUCGACCAUUUAAUGGAUCAGAGGGGCUUCGUGUACGGCCGCGGUCUAAAAGGCCAGUCACAGACGUCCACCCUGAGCUCACAGCCAUCCAUUGAUGAAGUGAGGCAGCAGAUGCACCUGCUCCUGGAGGAGGCAUUCAGUCUGGCCUCGGGGGGACACUCCACAUCCGGGAGGCACUCCCACCACCACCGGCCCCCUUCUGAUCACUACAGCGCCGUUCCAGCUUCACUUCCCUAUGCAGAUGUGGUGACCAGCGCCCCGGGCACGAUCAGCUGUGGUCGUGGUGGACUGCAAUGGAGCCCGUCUUAUGGCGCAGAUGUAUACCAGUGCAGUUUGCCUAAACCAGCCUUUCACUUCACCCAGCUCCCUGAAAUGGCAAUUAGCUCGCCUCCUCCAUUACCACCUCGCACUGGACCACCUCCCGGCACCUCCUUAAGACGUUCCAUCUCUGACCUGGGGCCCAAGGGGAAAAGCUCUCAGACAUCUGUCACGGAAAUGCAGACUCCACAUGACAACAACCCAUAUGGGCAGAGCUCCCGGGCAGCACUUCCAUCCAUCACUAUAGAGCAGCCUGUGUCCAACUACUCAGGAAACCCAAUCACAGCCGUCUAUUCCAUCCCAGCCAGCAGGCCGGGCUACUCGGACUAUUUCGUCUCUGCCUCGCCCACCUCCUACCACAGCCCCUCUUGGAUGUCCUAUCCUCCAGAACCGGAAGAUGUUUCGCAUCAGUGGGCAGACCCUCUUCCUUUGCCGGGUUAUGUCGAGGCUUUUCCUCAUCCUCGCUACCCCCAGGGGAGCCCUUCCAUACUUCCCCUACAGUACACUCAGGCCCUGGACCAACAGCCUGCCGCCCAGAGCACAGCAUCCCAGAAAAGCUUGCAGCAGUCGGGGAUGGACACGGACAGCAUUCCCCUUAGCAACCUCUCCACCUCUGCACUUGUACAUGCUAUACGACAAGAGGUGGCCAAGCUGGCAAAGAAGCAGAGUGACAUGUUCGACUUGUAGUAUGGAUCUUUCCCUUUUCCUGUUUGCCUCGCGUUGGCCCACACCAGACUCAUGACAGUGGCAUUCUUUCAGACUGAUUUUUGAUGUUUGUACUGUAAAAUGACCAGAUCUUAUUAACCCAUGGAUGAAUUGAUUUAUUUUAUUACACCAGUAAUAAUGCUGCUGGCAUAAGGCAACAGAGUAAUUUUAGUUUUGUUAUGUAGAGAAAAAUCUAACCCACUGUAAUUGGUUGUCCGAAGUGGCUGCACACCUCAUUGUAGAUAUGUCUACAGUACAAGAAUACCGAGUGGGGAGCAGAAUAUGCUUAUUUGAAAGGAAGUGAACAGUCAAAAUAAGCUUUGUUUUUACCAAAAGUACCAAACGCUUUCUGACAGCCUGUUGAGCGCAGUGUAUACACGCAUGUAAGACGAUAUUUUAUCUCAUCUGAUGGCGUCAAAGAGAUUUAGUGGUGUCACUGUCAGCCCUUUUUAAGCAUCACAGUAUGAUAACCAACUGGCUGAUUAGAUUCAACAAUUCCGGUGUUUUUUUUUUUAAUAUGAUGCUAGGACCACCAUAAAACCCUUUUAGAGGAAAAAAAAACAUUAAAUCACUGCACAUCUUUGGUGAUUCAUCUGAGUGGAAGAGAUAACCAUACUCUGCUUUGGGAUAAAAGCCUUCAUGGGUAAACUCAAAUCGAUCCUGCAGAAUUGCUGCCUGGGGGUCGUAAAGUGACAAUGGAUGCCAAUAAGUGCAUGGAGGUUUAUAGCGGCAUUACUGUUCAAACAUCCAGGUGCUCGAGAUUGCCUCCUUGCAAUGGGAAAUUGCUAAUAACAUGCUGGGCGAUAGAGCGAUGAAGUUAGGAGUAUAAGUCACAGUUCAAUACUAUCAUUUUCUCUCACUCAAGAAAUGUUACGUAGUCGAGCAUUCGGCUCAAGAAAAUAAACAAGUUUCUCACCUCCCCAAAGUUGAUCUGCCACUGAUAACCAUGUGCAGCAUUUAAGGAUUGAACUGUACAACUCACAGUCGUCAUUUUUUAUGCACAUCAGCAAUCAGUGCAGUUUCCUGGCGGAUAUACAGAGAUAUAACUCAAGAUUUUUACUUGGGCAUUGGUUGAACAAAUGACUGGAAAUGAACAUGAGCUAAAACAUAAUCUUUCAUGAUUGAUUGAUUAACUAAUUUGGAGUGUCAGACAGAGUGAAUGCCCUAUGUGAUUAAACUUAUAUACCGUUGUUGUUAUUUUGGGUUUGAUAUGUUUUUAAUCAGAAUGACAGCCUUAACUGUCUCUGCUUUCAACCUGAAAAUGUCAUUUCCCACAGUUCAUAACUAGAUUGCUCUCAGCCAGGUGAGAAAGUAUGUCGACUUCCAUUGUGAGAAAUUGCAUUUGUAAAAUGCAAUUUGUUACAAUACUGAUGUGAUUUCCUUUCCGCAGGCUUCUGUAUCUCACUCUCGUCAAGGAGGUUCCUGCAGAUGUUGGUGAAGGCAAAAUUAAAUUCAUCACAGCGUUUAUCUGCUUUUUGUCAAACUGGGAUUGCAUUUCUGCAACCUCCUGUGGAAAGAAUCCAUUUAAAAUGGCUGAACAGGAAAAAAAAUACAAUAAAAUACGAAAGAGAGAUUGCGAUAGACAUUUUAGUCCCUUCUUUAAUCUGAAUUUGUCACGGUGUAUGUGGUGUGUCAAAAAAAAAAUCCUGGUCUGGUGUCACAAAAAAUGUAUUUCAAACAAGGGUCUUUUCUUCAUUAUUUGUUGAGAGGGAAAGUAAAAAUAAACAGGUGUGGUUGCAUAACUGGGCACACUAUCUAAGGUGGGUGAAGUUGUGUUCAGAAUUCAGUAAUCACAUUCAAACUCAUCUUGAAUGAAAGCCAGCACACAUCUGUCAACAAUGAACGGGCCUCUAAUUUCUCAAAAUAAAGCUCAAAUGUUCGAAUAGGCUUUUCCUGACAUUUGGUUUCUAUUUCCAGGUAAUGGGAAAACAGCUCCCAAUCAUGGUGAACAUAGCUUCACUCUUGGUGUGGUCUUUUGGUGAUGAGCUGUGUGUUGUGUUUGCGCUAAACAAACCAUUUAUGGUCGAAAGUGGUUUAAUUAGACCAAUCAGUCCUGGAACUUUUCUGACAGUCCUCUUUACACAUGGCCAAAUGUAUCAUUCCAACUUUGUGUCAACGGUACAAUCGAGUACAUAAUUCAAGCUCUUUUAAAGUAUGUUUAAUGAGUGUGUGUAAGAACAUGAGAGCCCAGCAAACAGUUUUGGUAGUGAACUAAAAUGGUGAUUGUGAGCAUGUGUUAUCCAACAUAAUACAAGAUUAAAAACAAUGAUGCUCAUAUAUCAACAAAAACCGUCAAGGAGGAAUUAAAACUUCAUUCAAAUAAAUAUAUUACUUGGCAGGAGCACAGUUUUGGUUUGUGUGCAUAUCGUACAUUACUCUUGCUUAUAUGGGUUUUGUCUGGCGACUCCAGUUUUGGUCCAAACUCCCACAACAGUCAGUCAGUUGAAUGAAGAACUCGAUUAAAUUGUCCAUAGGUGUGAA